Molecule: messenger RNA, 6504 nt
Organism: Clupea harengus (Atlantic herring)
Lineage: Eukaryota; Metazoa; Chordata; Actinopteri; Clupeiformes; Clupeidae
Gene: prr7
Product: proline rich 7 (synaptic)
Source: RefSeq, a predicted model, not a curated record
AAGCUAUUUUCGAGCUGGGGAGAGCACUGGGAAAUGUCAGUGGUUAGACUUCGGGUAAGAGAUUAUAUCAGUCUGCGUACACGUCACCGCCGAUAGUUUCGAAUAAAGACAGGACAGCCUACCUCUCAAUGAAGGACUGAAGACUGUUUGAUGAAGAGUUAAAAGGGGAGGAGCAACAGCCAGAGAAUAUAUGGCUGUAUUGUCAUCCAUCAUAUUCAUUCACGACACGGCUGGACACGAUACGCGUGACUGAGGCAUUCGUAAUUUGGGAACCAAGCCAUUCAGGUGAGUCCUUCCGUGCCAUCCAGGGGCCAAUAUCAAUGGGCGGAAUGUCACAGGCGUGACAGAUACGGUGGGAGUCACGUAGACAUACAGACAGACCGUGACUUUUCCCAAGCAACAAAGGCUACAAUGUUAUCUCUGGACAUCAUUCCUGAUAUGGUUACAAGUCUGUCACGAAUCGCUCGCUUUCCUGAAACCGUCUGAUCUGGACUGUAUCGAAUCCUGUACGAACCACUCAAACCUCGAAGGCGCCACAGGUUUAAUGGAUCAACUGACACAGCUGAACGCCUGCUGCUUACAGCACGACGCGUGGAUACCCCCUGAGAUCUGAGGGGGGCCCCCAGACUCCCUCUGCGCCAAGGUCGCGACACGGAACCUUCAUCUAGCGCCACGUAGCAGGCCCAUUCGGCGCCAGCUGGGGGUGGGCGGGGAAACCCACCUGCCCCUCCUUCUGAUUGGAUGCCUGUCAUCAGAAACAGGAAGUAGACAAUGUGAGGGACGCCCAGUGUCCGUCAGGAGCUGAUGUGAUUGGUGGUUGGUGGUGAUGCUGCCUGAUGUCCGGUCUGGAGGUGGACUGAGUGACCCAACGGUGCCUUGUCCAUGUCCAAGGGAUCCUGCUGGACCGUGACCAGAGAGGGAGAGAAAGACACACUGUUGAUGCAUUAAACUGUACAGCUGCUCGGUGUGGCUGUCUGUGUGUUUGCCUUCAGCAUAGCCGAACGUCAGCGGUGAUACUGAGCUUCAAAGCACGCCUAAGGGAAUCAAAAAGACAGCCUUACACGCACACACACACACACACUCUCUGCUGAAGAAGACUCACACACACACACAUACACACAGUCACAUCUGAAGAAGACACACACACACACACACACACACACACACCAUCCGCCAAACCCAGUCUAUCUCUCUGCGGUGGGCUGUGCCGUGUGUCCGGUGGUCGCCAUGGAGAUGUCUCAGGGCACGUACACGUUCCUGGUGUGCUUCGCGGGCUUCUGGCUGGUCUGGGGCCUGAUGGUGAUCCUGUGCUGCUUCUGCAGCUCGGUGCAGCGGCGCCUGAAACGGGAGCGCCGGGAGCAGCUGCGGGAGCAGUGUCUGCGCCCGCUGGAGAUGGAGCCGCUGGGGGGGCACCCCUCGCUGCAGCUCGCCCUGCCGCUGCCACCACACAGGGAACCCCCACAGUUCUACUCCACGCACCCGCUCUCACCCCCAUUCUCAUUGUCACCACCCAGAACUGCCCCCCUCUGCCCCUCCAGGGGACUCGCCGUCUCCCACAGAGGAUAUCAUGCCCCACAAGUUCCAGUGGACAGUGACCCCUGUGGGCAGCCUCCAUGUUACGAGGAGGCCGUUCUGAUGGAAGACCCCCCGCCUCCUUACAAUGAAGUUCUGGCCGAACCCCCCCGCGCCCCUCCGGUCCUGCGAGCCACCCGGGACAGCAGCAGCAGCAGCAGCAGCGGCGGUGGUGGGGGGACCCUGAAAGCGCCGCCGCGCCCCCCCAGAGUGCCGCAGGAGCCUGAUAUCAGCAAGACUAACCCCGAGUCCAUGGGCCUGCUCUCUCUCCCGGGUCGCGGCUGCUCCACGCUGAUCCGGCUGCCCCCUGCCCCGCGGCGCUGGGACUCCCUGGGCCGACUGCCCGCCCUGGGGCUGGAGCACCGCGGCUUCCCCAUGGAGCCCCGGGUGUCCUUCAUCGCCACCAUGCCUCGCGAGGGCCGGACACACGCACACGGAGGCGGGGGGCUUGGUCUGCAGCUGCUCAGGGAGCUGGAGGAGGACUGCGGCCUGCCCACCGCCUACCCCUUACUGGGCCGCAGUACGGCCGUCUGAGGACCCUGACCCAUGGGGGACGGAGGGGGUAAACGGGUUUGUCAGCGGCAUGUCGGUGGAUCCUCACCUGGUCCUCCUGCUGCAGAGAGGCUAGUGCUCUUCUGUGGUUUGGGUCUGUUUUUUAGAAAAUGAAGAGACUACUUUCUUUGUGUUGCUCACAGCUCAAGUGAUUAAGGAGGGCUGAAGAGGAUAAUGCUGACUCUACUAGCACAUUUGUGCAGCCUGUCUCUCUCUCUCUCUCAAUCUCUCUCUCUCUUUCUUCUGCCUCUGUAGCCCCUCCACUGCAAUUGGAACUUCAGAACUAGAACUAAAAUGUGAAUUGCUGUUGCCAUGACUUCCAGGAACCUUUUAUGGGAGCAUCUGUUCUCUUGGGUCUUGAGCCCUUUCUCGCUCUGCAGUAUUCAAACCUGUAUCUUUUAGACUGACUAGCAAGAACAGGAAGAAGAACAAAAUUAUAUUUCUGUUACUUUACUUGACUGAGAAGAGACCCUUUCUGUUGUAUUUGUAUUUUAAUUAAUCUUGGUUGGAUAUGGACUAUGAGAUAAAAUAUGAGCCGAAAACAACAAGGGCACCUUUUUGUAUUAUUUGCCAAACCUCUUAUUUUCACUUUUAUUGUAUUUGACAAGCAUUUAUUGUCGCCAAUUCAUAAAAAAUUAUUAAUGAAGACCACUUGAGACAUAAUAAAUUCUGAACUGUGUUGCAUUAGUCAGACAAAUCUUUAACCUGAAAACCUGGGCUAUUAGUCUGAUUAAUUGUUUUGAUUUUUUAUGUAAUGUGUAAUGUAGGUUACUGUAGCUUGGCAAGGCUACUUGCUGCAUGAUGUAGUUAGCCAACAUUACCUGUAUCCACUUGUCUUACUCCUAAUGGUGCCAAGCUGAUAAGCUUCUGGUAGACUUAGAGUUCUAAUGUUGGUUUACAGAAGCAAAUGGUUUGGGCUUCAAUGAACUCCUCUGUUCUUAAGUAAUUUUAGUUCACCGUCUGAGAGAGCAUGGGCCAAUGCAAUAGUCUCCUGAUCUCUCCACACCGCUAGUCAUAGUGAUCUCUCCUACCGCUAGUCAAAGCCACAUUACAGCAUCUCGUCUUGUCGGCCUCGACGGAUGCAAUAGUCUCCUGAUCUUUCCUUACCGUUAGUCAUAGCCACAUCACGGCAUCUCGUCUUUGUCAGCCUGGAGCGGCCCUCAGCCUUGAAGCAGGGUGAAGGGACUCCAUCCCGUCUUUUGUUGCCUUCUUCUGUCGCUUUUUUUCCUGUUCUUUCUCACCCACAUUGUCCUGAGAAACCCCCUGCCACUUUGCUACACCCACAGGCUGCCAUCAUGUCUAAACGUCUUAACAUGCUAAAUGUGGCGUUCCGCUUCCCGCCCUUAUGUGGCGUUAAGGCUGGAUCAUCUCUAGUUGUCUUUGAUUAGAGUGUCCCCACCAUACACCUAAAAAGGCAGCAUUAGUGAACACAGCAUUAGCAUAAAGCAGAUGCAUACUGCCUCGCAAAACACUUAGUCUCUGACUUAGUCCAAUUUACUCUGCAUAUUUUGCAUCUGGAGAGAAAAACAACAUUAUGAAUGAAUAAACAUGAUAAUCCAGAUGACGUUACGACGAACGCUGUUAUUUUGUAAAUUUGCCGUUGAAUUACACAUAUACACAAUAUAAUGUUAGUGUAGCAACAUGGGUAAUCUACUGAUGUUUUUAGAUCAGAAGUCACCAAAAUGGGCUUUCCUUUUUUUUAUUUAGUUUUCAGUGUUCAGUCACCAAAUCAAUUUUCUCAUUUAAUGUUUUCUUGUAAUGAGCAGCUGAAAGUACAACAAAUACUGUAUAUUUGUGUAUCCCUGCUAAAGGCUAUUAAGCUAUUAAAUGCUAUAUAGCAUUCAGUUGACUAAAACUGGUAGUCAUGGUGACAUAAUGUCUGCUGGAAAGAAAUGACAAACUCCACUACAAACCCCAAACCUAACUAUUGUAAAUGUCUAGAGUAAUAAGAAAGCCUUUAAGCUAAUCCCUUUCAAUUUUAGCCUAACAGUUAGGCAUCAGUUAGACAAAGAAUAAAGUGGUGUUAACUGAAUAUCACAUUUUUAUACCAACAGUUGCACCCUUCUGGAAUAUACUAAUUACUAACUUAGACAAAUUGUAUUGUCAAUAAAUGAGCCAGACCGUUUUAAACGGCAACAAGGACACAAAUAUACACGCUAUGUGGAUACUUGUGUGAAUUAAGCUAUGUCUUCAACUGAAAUGAAACCUAUUUUUUCAGACUUUUAAGGUGGCAUCCUAGAAUAAUGUCAAGCACCUUAAUGCUACCAAGAGGACGCUAUUUUUUUAUAAUGGAAUCAGUAGAAUUGAGACAAUCAGUCAAAGGUGGUUAUUUAUCGUGUGGUUCAUCAAAUUUUAAAUCAAUUGAUGAAGAGGUUGAAACGUUUAUUUAGGAUUGUUAUAGCCGCAGAUGAAUGUCUGAUAUGUGAGGGUGUUGUUUAUGAUAAACAGAAUAAAAAAAAGCCCAACACAGUUGUGGUGUGUGGCAAAUCAAAGUUCAUGCUCCUCCUUGCGUCUCUACAUUUGAUUUAUGUACAUUUAUUGCAUCUCAACAAUUAUUUGAAUUCAAAGUGCCAUUUGAGGUGUGUGUGAUUUGAAACUGUGCUUACUUCAGUCCUUUUAAUCCUGUCCUCACCUGCUUCUUUUUUCCUCGCACGAGAGAUGAGAGACAGAGGUGCUCCUCUCUCUCGCUGUCUCUCGCUCUCUUUCUUUGCCUCGCUCAGUAUAUGUGUUGCUAGGAGACAGACCAGGAGGAGACCUUUCCGUGUCUGUUUACAUCAAAUUAGAGAGAGAGAGAGGGAGAAGGUGACGUUGGCCAUCCAUCUCAUGAUACUGCCAUAGCAGCGCACAGCCGUCGCUAGCACCCGCUGCUGUCGCUAACACCCACAGGUGUCUCUUACCACACUCUACCGCUCCACGCGGACCAUCUUCAUUUGCGCUGGAGGGAUGCUGCUGAUAUCUGUUGUCUGUUUUGAUGCCAUUCUGUUUGUGGCUCGGCAGAGUGAAAGGCAGGCUGCAAACUGUCCAUCUGGUGUCUAUGAAUGACGAUUAACAUCAUUAAUGCGGAAUAUCACUUGUUUUGUUAUGACGGACACUGGAGGCUAUGUUAGGGCUAAUGACGCACUAGUAAUGAUAGAAUGUGUCAACGUAAAAUCCUUUCAGACAGUGAGCAGUAACGCCAUCAAGAUACCUGACAUUUCUUAGUCUAAAAAAAGGAGAUAGCUGCAUUGACUUCAUCUUAUAUCAUCAAGCACAGAAAAUCCAGUUAUGACACCUCCAUCAGUGCAUGUUAAGCCACUGUAAUGGAUAACGGGCUACUUCAAUUUGUUUCAAAACAUAUUUCGACAUUUAUGUUAAAUCAUAUAAACUGUGAGUUUUUAUUCAGGGUUUAGCUUAUCCAUUGGAGUUUUUUUUUACAUUUCACAUCCCUCUGUUCCUGACAUUCCUCUCCAAAGCAACUGGCAGCAGAGAAGACAUACUUUGAGCUUAAUCAGUGCGGAGGGGACAGCCUGUCUGGACCAGGUCCACCUCUUAUCCGGCCCACUUCAGCACCAGGUCCAGAACAGACCUGGCCCUGAAUCACUAACACGCCUUUCCUACCAGUGUUCCACCAGGUUUAAACCUGUGUUGAUCUUCGGUGUGGAAGGGUCGACCCUGGCUAUUUGGCUAUUUUCAGUGUGGAAGGGCCGACCCAAGCUAUUUGACUCAGUUUCUCGACCUAUCUACAGCAUCUAAUGUAUGCGUGUUACUCUCUCUACUAAAUGACUACCCAGACAGAAACUGGUUCUGGCCCAGUUGUGGCACCGAUUUCACCCGGGACAGAACAGGCCCUGGUUGUGAUCCAGGUCCAGUCUGAAUUGCCACGACUGGGUAUAACCAGCGUUGACUGGCUUGGUCUUACUUGAGUAAACAGGGGUAACCCUAGGUCAGAUAACCCUGGUCCGAGCCACGUCAUUGGUCUGAGAGUAAUACAGCUGUGUGUCUCUAGGGCUGAAGCUGUUCAGUUGCAGAUGGUGUGUUCAAGCGCUGCAGAUGGUGUGUACAAGCGCUGCACUGGUUUUAAAGAGGGAGCAUCUCAAGACUCUACUACAGUGACUGACAUGGGCAUGGUGUUCAUGUUUGUUCUUCUCUCAUGAAUACUGUGAAAUGUUUACUUGAAAGCCUGUUGUACGACUUCCAUGUAGCAUGCAAUCUGCGUGUGUAUGAAUGUGUGAGCGUGUGGUUAUGUGUGUGGGUGAUGAUUCAAGGUGCAUUUUACUCCACUGCUGCUUCUUGCUCCAUUUCUAUAUGUGUCGACUGUAUUUGUCAUCUAGAGAUAGUCAUGGGCUGUAGAUACUCAUGAAAUUUGCCAUCAUCUCCAGAAUAAACUUUGAGAAAGGAGUA